AUGCCAACGCCGCGGCGGCCGCAGCGCAUGCUCGCCGCCGUCCUCCUCCUGUUGUGCUCGCUGGCGGCGCUCUCCGUCUCCGCGGAGGCCAAGGUGCACCACCACACGUGGGACAUCGCGUACCACUACAAGUCCCUCGACUGCGUCGAGAAGCUGGCGGUGACCAUCAACGGCGAGUCCCCGGGGCCAACCAUCCACGCCACGCAGGGCGACACUAUCGUGGUCACCGUGCACAACAAGCUGGAGACCGAGAACACCGGCAUCCACUGGCACGGCAUCCGCCAGAUCGGCUCGCCGUGGGCCGACGGCACCGUGGGCGUCACGCAGUGCCCCAUCCUCCCCGGCGACACCUUCACCUACCGGUUCGUCGUCGACAGGCCGGGCACCUACUUCUACCACGCCCACUACGGGAUGCAGCGCGUGGCCGGGCUCGACGGCAUGCUCGUCGUGUCGGCGCCCGACGGCGUGGCGGAGCCGUUUACCUACGAUGAGGAGCGCACCAUCCUGCUCAUGGACUGGUGGCACAAGAGCGUGUACGAGCAGGCCGUCGGGCUCGCGUCCGACCCGCUCAAAUUCGUCGGCGAGCCACAGUCCCUGCUCAUCAACGGCCGUGGAGUGUUCGAGCCAUUCCACUGCUCGCGUGCUCCCAACGGCAGCAGCGACGCUGCCUGCAACGUCCCCCGCUCCGCAGGAUGCGCGCCGCCGCCGCUCUUCACGGCCGUGCCGGGGAAGACGUACCGCCUCCGCGUUGGCAGCCUGACGUCGCUGUCGGCGCUCAACUUCGCGAUCGAGGGCCACUCCAUGACGGUAGUGGAGGUCGACGGCCACUACGUGAGGCCCGUCGUCGUGGACAGCCUCUACAUCUACUCCGGCGAGUCCUACUCGGUCCUGGUCAAGGCCGACCAGAACCCGUCCCGGAACUACUGGGCCGCCUCCCACGUCGUGGCCCGGGAGCGCAACACGACGAGCGCCAUGGCCAUCCUCAGCUACGCCGGCAACGACCCGCGGGCGCCGCCGCCGACGCCGCGGCCGGAGGGACCCGCAUGGGACGACGUGACGGCCCGGGUGGAGCAGAGCAGGUCCCUCGCCGUCGCGCACCCGGACCACGUGCUGCCCGUGCCGCCGCGGCCCGACCGCGCGCUCCUCCUCCUCAACACGCAGAACCGGAUCGGCGGCCACACCAAGUGGGCCAUCAACGGCGUCUCCCUCGCGUUCCCGGCGACGCCGUACCUCGUGUCCAUGAAGCGCGGCCUGCAGGGCGCGUACGACGCGCGACCCCCGCCGGAGACGUACGACUUCAGGAGCUACGACAUCGAGCGGCCGCCGCCGGCGAACGGGACAGUGGCCAGCGCCGUGUACCGGCUGGCGCUAGGGUCCGUGGUGGACUUGGUGCUGCAGAACACGGUGGCGCUCAACAAGAAGAGCGAGACGCACCCGUGGCACCUCCACGGGCACGACUUCUGGGUGCUCGCCUACGGCGACGGCAAGUUCGACCCGGAGAGGGACACGGCCAGGUUCAACCUGAGGGACCCCGUCAUGAAGAACACGGUGGCGCUGCACCCCAAGGGGUGGACGGCGGUGAGGUUCGUGGCGGACAACCCCGGCGUGUGGCUGUUCCACUGCCACAUCGAGGCGCACGUACAUGUACAUGGGCAUGGCGGUGGUGUUCGAGGAGGGCGUGGACAAGGUCGGCCGCUUGCCCAAGUCUAUCAUGGGCUGUGGACGAUCCAGGACCCUGCCUUGACCUAG
Molecule: messenger RNA, 1749 nt
Organism: Miscanthus lutarioriparius
Lineage: Eukaryota; Viridiplantae; Streptophyta; Magnoliopsida; Poales; Poaceae
Source: the annotation of a GenBank genome assembly